AUGGCAGUACUAGACAAGGUUCCUCUUAUCACUGCACGUGUUCGAGUAGCUGGGGAGCUCGCGACAGAAUAUGACCCCCUUGAUGACCACGAACCCGUGAUCAAUCUUGACAAGAAAGGCAGCAAGAUCCCUACAAGAAACUGCUACAUUGAGUCCAAGUCAGGCGCUGAGUUUGCCAUCGAGAUCACGGUUUCUGAUAAGUACCAACCUCCAAAGUCCCACGAUACCUUGAUUACCGAAGUCUACAUCGACGGCCAAUGGAGGAGGGGCAAGGUCAUGCACGUACCUCUCUCUCGUGGCAGGGAAAAGACCAUCAUCAUCUCAUCUGGGAGGGCUUCACGAGAAAAAAUGGGGGAGAAACCAAUGAUCGGCAAGUUUGUCUUUGCUCCUAUCAAUAAAAUCUCCGAUCCCAUGAGCGCCGAUAAGCUCAACGAGGACCUUGAACGCGCGGAAACCUUGGGAACAAUCCGACUGUGUCUUUCCACAGAGGCACUCCAACAUGAGAUGAUUAUCCCACGCACACCGUCGCCUGAGCCCUCAGCUACAACUAGCAUCGAUGCAAAUGCCCUUUCUCUCCUCUCCGAGAGUGACAUUCGCCGUCUCGCUCUGGAAAGACUGCGUGAUACCCAGAUCAAGAAUGAGUUCUCUCCUGUCAAGCGGGAGGCAGAGGAAGCCUCCCAAUCGCCCCGACGAUGGAAGUUCGUAAAACUGAAUGAUGGGAAAGAGGCUGUCGAUCUGACAGAUGAUUGA
Messenger RNA from Fusarium subglutinans, 750 nucleotides. RefSeq lists its product as uncharacterized. The coding region runs from base 1 to 750 and encodes 249 amino acids. Lineage: Eukaryota; Fungi; Ascomycota; Sordariomycetes; Hypocreales; Nectriaceae. The transcript has 4 exons. The record is from RefSeq and is a predicted model, not a curated record.